Exophiala viscosa is the source of this 3777-nucleotide messenger RNA. RefSeq lists its product as uncharacterized. The record is from RefSeq and is a predicted model, not a curated record. Gene Ontology annotation, molecular function: protein binding. The transcript has a single exon. Bases 379 to 3501 code for a protein of 1040 amino acids. NCBI's taxonomy places the organism in Eukaryota, Fungi, Ascomycota, Eurotiomycetes, Chaetothyriales, Herpotrichiellaceae.
GAUACAUCAACUGCCACUAAAUCAAUAGUUGCUUAGCGGCUGCCGCGCGAUUUUCAAUUAAACGCGUCGACUGUUAAGCGUUUUGUGGGCGUCCAUUCUAGUUUGCUUUAGGCGAUAAGGCCCUACUUUGUCUUAUUGCUGGGACAACCAAAGCCGAUCCUUCUCGUGUCCGGCCCCUUUUCCCUGUCAAUGUCAUUAUGCGUGUCUCCCGAGGUCCGCAGGAACCAAUUUCAAAGCUUUGACAUCUACCUUUUUAUCGACGGAAGUACCUUCAUUGAAAGUCCCCAGCUUUCAGUUGUCGGGAUUUCCAAUAAACGGUUCAUGGAAACUGAUGUAGCAAACAUUUUCUCAACGGGUCGCCGCGACGUAUAUUGAAGCAUGGACCAAGACUACGGCUCUAAUGGUCCGCUGCGUGGUGGCAUUCCACGGCUAUCCAGGCUACCCAUGCCACGUGCAGUCGCGUCCAGCGACAACUUGAAACUGUCCGCCAGAACGUCUGUGGUUCCAGGGAAACACCAGGAUGAUCUACGCAAGAAGACGAAUAUCCCGCUGCCUCCAGGUCCCAAAGUGCCCUUGGGAGAAAAUCUGAAUCAACCACUUCGAUAUCGCUUCGGAUGGAACGGGAAACCAGUCAAGCCGAGAAGCGCGUCGCCUGUUCGGGAUGCUCUUCGCGACGCGCAGACCGCGACCUUAGACAUCACUCCUCCUAAUUCGGAUGCAGAUUCGCCAGUCUUUGAGGAUGGCUUCGAGAAUCCAAUAGCAACUACAGUCGAGCCAGAGACAAAAGAUCGGCGGAGACCUCGACCAUCAUUGUCUGAGCGCACCGCAGAGACUUUAUCGCGACUAACGCCUUCCCCUUCCCGCUCUAGGAGGAGGUCAAGUAUCUUCAGCAACGAUGGCACAAUGCCACCUCCGGCACGAUCAAGGUCGAGACUGAGAGACUCACGCCCUACCACGCCAGCACCAUCGCGUCCAGAGUCUCCAGCCAAGGUACCAUUCAGGCCACCAGGGCGAUGCUCGCCCAUAAAGGAUGUGAUGGGUCCCCCGCCCAUGAUUUUGCCGGAUGAAACUUGCACACUGCCCAAGGCCUUUGUUAAAGGUCAGCGGUCCAAAAUUGCAAAACCUCUUCGGGAUCCCAGAAGGUCCACCAGCUCUCUCGAUGCAAGACCGCCCGAGCAGAUUGGUUGGGCACCAGGCAGCGAUUCGGCUCAGACUCCAAAACAAAAGCCAGUGUACCGAAGCAAGGCAGUAAGGUCGCAGUCGGCAGCACUGAAAUCCUCAUUGCCGACAAUAUUCAGAGAUCCCUGUCCAACCAUCAAAAUCGAGAGCGUUGUGAGCCUUGAGCCACGCCCGCCAGUUGCAAAAACAAAGCCAAAACCAGCGGAUAGGACGGCCACCGUUGUUACUCCCAGGCCAUCUUCAAAGAGGACCAAGAGUAUCUCGAAGGCGGAGCAGAAUCAGAACAACAUCCCCAUGAUAGAAAUUCAUCCCACAACUUCACCAAAGUCGUCACCUGCUCUGCGAGAAACAAUUGCAAAAGCGAAGGCCGCCCGGCGAAAAGCACUUGAAAUUACCGUGGCCCCGAUCGAGCAACCCCUCAAUGGUCAUGUUGCCCAUAUUCAAAGCAGUGUUGACGAGACACCAUUGGGAAAUGCAGACAAUGCACAUGUCUUACGAACACGCCUUCAAACGGCAGCAACCACCGGCAAACUGGACAUAGUCGGCCUGGGUCUGAGAAAGAUACCUACAGAGCUUAUGAACAUAUACAAAGCGAAUAAUAACACCACUGACUGGUACGACGUGGUGGAUCUUACGAAAAUUAAUGCAGCGGAUAAUGAGAUUGAUGAGAUUGACGAGCAGUUCUUUCCAGACUUUUCAAGGUCUGAUCUCGAGAAUGACGACGAUACAGGCAAUCAAUUUGGUGGUCUUGAGGUUCUCGACCUACGCAGGAACAUGAUUCAACAACUACCGAUAGGACUGCGACGGUUGACGAGGCUGCAAUCAUUAGAGCUGAGCGGCAACAAGCUCACCAACGGCGCCCUUGAGAUCAUUUGCCAGAUACCGGACUUACAGGAACUCAUGCUCAGCAGAAACGCUUUCAGCGGAACGAUCGAUAUGAGAAAUGGAAGCUUGGAGCACCUACAAGUGCUUGAUCUGCAUGGCAACAGCAUCGAAGGCUUUCACGAUGAAGGACUGGCCCAGAUGAAAAGUCUCAAAAACCUGAACGUCGCAGGGAACAAACUGGCGUCACUCCCUUGGGACGUCCUGGCAACCCUUACACUCUCUGAAUUGAACAUCUCGGGCAACCAAUUAGCAGGCAUACUCUUUCCCACCAGAACCACUUUGACCGAGCUACGUGUUCUUGAUGCAUCAUACAACAGUUUGACAGGCGUGUCUGAGAACGACCUCGAGUUCCCAUGCCUACGCUCGCUCAUCUUGAAAGGGAAUCGGAUAGCCAGGCUACCGGGCUUAUCAGGUUGCAGCGAAAUACAAGCUCUCGCAGUUUCGGAAAAUCAGCUAGAAGAGUUUCCUCCUGACUUUUUUCAAUUGGAGUCACUGAAGAUUGCCGACUUUGGCCACAAUAACAUCAAGUCAAUCAUGACCGGAAUAGCAGGGAUGAAAAAUCUAGCAUUCCUGAACUUGGUGGGAAACCCACUUGCACAGAAGAAGUAUCUUUCUAUGAGCACGACCGAUGUGAAACGGGAUCUUGAGAAGAAGCUCGACGUUGUCAAAGAGGAGGGCAGAGUUUCAGACGAGACUCCGCUGUCUCUUAAUCAAUCCUUGUUUCGUUACCGAUACAAAGCAUCAGGUGGCGUUCUCGACCUGUCUGCACAGUCAUUGUCAGCGAUCGAGCUUGCCGAGAUCGACCUCACUGAUUCAGACGGGCCGAUUCGCAUUUUGAAGCUGUCGAACAACAACCUUUCCGUGUUCCCAGUCGAAUUGCUAUCUCACCCACUUGUCAAAUACUCUCUGCAGCUGCUGGACCUCAGUCACAAUGCUCUCCUGCAUCCAACCGACUAUCUCUCUUCGGAACUUUUCCUUCCCAGCCUCAAAUCGUUGUAUAUCGUCAGCACCGGCCUGACCUCUCUCGACACAUUGACGACUUACUUGAAGGCCCCAGUCCUGGCCGAGCUGAAUAUCUCCUGUCACAAGUUGGCAGGGCGUGUCCCAUGGGUGCGAGCUUGGUGGCCCACCUGCACUACACUGCUCGCGACGGACAACUGGUUCACGAGCGUUGACGCCGAAGGUGUCAGGGGCUUGGAGGUCCUUGACAUUCGCAACAACGAAAUCGAGACAGUCCCUCCGAAGAUUGGCUUACUAGGAAACAAACCUGGCAGCACAGCGGAAUAUGGGAGGCUGAGAGUACUAGAAGUCAGUGGUAACAGAUUCCGCGUUCCGAGAUUGAUUGUUGUCGAGAAGGGAACGGAAGCGGUGCUCAAAGAUUUGAGGCGAAUGGUCAUGGCAGAAGAGGUGCCUGAGGACUGGAAGGAGUUUGUUUGAUCUUUCGCGCAAAACUUUCGAUUCUUUUUAACAUGUUUUUGCAUGGGUUUUUCCUCAGCAGGCGACUUUGUUGUAUGUGUCAGCAUGGUUUCAAGGUGGAAAAGGCUUCUGACGGCUGCAUAAACACCAGUGUUAUGAUAGUUAUUGUGUAUGAUUGUACCAAUAUGGGCGACGGUCGAUAUGGCUGAUGAAAGAUGGGGUUCUCAGUACCCAGGACAUAAAUGACCAUGAACGCUGGUGUAUACAGUGGUUCUUAUAAAUAUUAAGUAAAGGCCG